ACGAUAGAGAGAGAGAGAGAGAGAGGGAGAGUGGAUAUAGUGUCAUAGACUAGGAGAGAGAGAGAGAGAGAAAGAAAGAGUAGUAAGGGAGAAGAGUUGGAAGAGAGUGCGCGGACACGGAUAAUGUGAUAGACCGAAAGAGGGUCAGACGGAGAGAUCAAGAGUUAUUUAUCUAUCUAUCUAUCUAUCUAUCUAUCUAUCUGUCUAUCUAGGUAAUUAAAAAGGGAGCGAGCGAGAGAGAGAUGGUAUAGAAGCCACUGCAACAAUUCGUAACUGUAAUUAUUAUUAUUAUGACUAUGAUGAUAUCUCUAUCGUUUCAAAAGCGCGGAUCUCCCAGCUGUACCGUUUCAGACGUACCAUAAAACACAUGGUUGACCUUAAAUCGCAGCUGUCCAAGCGUAAUCUCCGCCACUCGUGUUUCCUCCUGUGAUGAUGGAUACCAACAACCACUCGCUUCUCAAAUCACAUUCGCCACCAACACCACCUUCUUCUCUCCUUCCUGCCCACUCGGCGGUGACAGUCGCCUCCACAGCGUCUUACAGUUGUUGCAGUGUUGGAGUCUGUGACAUUGGCAGCACCAAGUCUGCUUCUUCUUCUUCUUCUUCUCCUCAUCCGACGACACAAGCAGACGGCGACAAUGCUGCCUUGUCCUCAGCCAGAGCAAACAACCUCUCUUGUACCUGCAUUCAUUCGUCUCAUACGAACUUAGAAGGUCAACAUUAUAAGGCUGAAUCUGUAUCUAGCCCGAGGCCUUCACCAUCGGCCACUGACACAGAAACCUCGCACCACCAGUAUCAUUGCCAACAACAACAACAACAACAGCAGCAGCAGCAGCAGCAACUCGAUCACAAUCAACACCAUUGUUGCCAUCAUCAGUCCUAUAGCCCUCAGCUUCCAUCUUCUCCAAUGUCUCAUGGUUUAAUCUGUCCGUCUCAAGGACCAUUCUACUUCAACGUGCCCACCCCUGUAACUAACGUAACUACCUCGGCCACAGGUACUGCUCUUCCAGUAACUAAACAAACCUCAACUAAUGAAGAAGGCCAACACGAUGAAGUGUUCUUAAACGGCGUCGUAGCGCCUCAAACCAGCGACCCUGCAUCCUCCUCUCUCAAUCCUCCAUUCCCCAACAGCGACCAAGUGGGCAGCGAUGUCUCGACAUCGUCCUACACAUCGCGAAAGGACAGCGUCACAUCAAACGAGUCCUACCCUCAACUUUCCGACUGUUACCAUCAUUACUCGGUUAAUGGGGGUACGGCACAGAUGGACGAGACUUCAAACAACUUCUCCUCGCGGAGUGCCCCGGCUCCCGACGACAGCAAUCUACUACAACCGCCACCACCCACCUGUUCGUCUUGCAGCAACCAGGAGGUACCGUCUGAAGAAGAGACCGAAAGUCUCCCCACUUUGCCACGAAGGAGCAGCAUUAUCAAAAACAGCAGCCGCAAAUCACUGAGGAAGAAGACCGUAUCUUUUAGCAGUAUGCCAACCGAGAAAACCAUUACCACGGCCCAAGAUUGUCUGGCGUGUAUGCAAGAUGGAUCUGAAAUGGUAAAAGUGCGUUCCAACAGCCGACAGUAUUUUCGCAUGUACUCUCUCAACAAAGAUAUGACUGAAAUACGAUGGCAGCCUACCUCCAAGAAACCAAACAAGGCUAGAAUUUCCAUCAGCUGUAUGAAGGAAGUGAGACUUGGAAUGACUACUGAAGCAUUACGAAACCGAGAAAUAAUGGAAUUUUACCCUGAAGAAUGUGCUUUUUCUAUUAUUUUUGGAGAUAACUUUGAAACAAUGGAUCUCAUAGCUUCCACCCCUGAUGAAGCUAACAUCUGGGUAACUGGCCUCACCUGUUUAAUGAAUGCAAACACAAAUAUAAGGGGCUCACCUGAUGCCCUUGAUGAACUUCACCAAAUGAGAGAUUCAUGGCUGCAGGAGAUGUUUGAAUCGGCAGAUUCGGACAAAAGUGGAGUUAUCACGGAAAAUGCUGUCAUCCAGCUGAUGAAGAAGUUAAACUGCAACAUCCAUACAGAGAAAAUUCAACAAAAGCUCAAGGAAUUACAAAUGAACCGUGGUGAACGACUGCGAGGACGUUUAAAUCGGGAAGAAUUCAUCAUGUUAUUUAAGGAAAUCUCCACAAGACCUGAAAUUUACUUCCUUCUUGUGAGGUAUGCAACAAAUUCUGAGUUUAUGUCACUCGAGGACUUACAAAUGUUUGUGGAAGCUGAGCAAGGGGAACCUAGAGUUACAAAAGAACGAUGUUGGGAAUUAAUAAACAAAUAUGAACCUUCCAGUGAAGGUCGAACCAAAGGCCACCUAGGUAUUGAUGGUUUUACAGCUUAUCUCUUGUCAGAUGAUUGCGAAAUCUUCAGCCCAGAACACAAAAAUAUUUGUCAAGAUAUGUCUCAACCCCUGUGUCACUAUUUCAUAGCUAGUUCUCAUAACACAUAUCUUAUGGAUGAUCAGUUGAAGGGACCAGCAAGCAUAGAAGGUUAUAUCAAAGUUUUGAAGAAAGGAUGCAGAUGUGUUGAAUUGGACUGUUGGGAUGGACCGGAUGAUGAGCCCCUAGUUUACCAUGGACGAACCCUUUCUUCUAAGUUACCAUUUAAAAGUGUCAUUGAGACCAUCAACAAAUAUGGCUUUGAAUCAUCAAGCUAUCCUGUGAUAGUCUGCCUUGAGAACCAUUGUAGCUUAAAGCAGCAACAGAAAAUGUCUCAGUAUAUUACAUCAGUUUUUGGAGAGAGAUUAUACGUGGAGCCUGUUGAUGUCAUCAGGCAAUGUUUACCCUCACCUGAAUUCUUCAAGGGACGUGUCCUUGUCAAGGCCAAGAAACUGGCACCUGAUUGCACUGCACUAGAUGGCUUUGUCACUGAUGAAGAUGAAGGUUCGGAGGUGGAGUGGAAAAAGACAAAUAAUAGGGAUGUAUCAACACGAAGGCAUAAAAUUACCAAAGAAAUAUCAGAUAUUGUCAACUACUGCGUAUCCACACGAUUUGAAGACUUUCAAGUAUCGCAACAGUCACAGAAAUAUUGGCAGAUCUGUUCCCUUAGUGAAUCUCAAGCAGUGAAGUUAGCUCUGCAGGAUCCAGAAGAAUUUGUGAAUCACAACAAACGCUUUCUAUCACGCAUUUACCCAAACGGUAUGCGAGUAGACUCAAGCAACUUCAAUCCUCUUGAUUUAUGGAACUGUGGUUGUCAAAUAGUUUCUGUAAAUUACCAAACGCCGGGCUUGAUGAUGGAUCUCUAUAAUGGCUGGUUCCAAAAGAAUGGUGGUUGUGGCUAUGUGUUAAAGCCAGCUGUUAUGAGAGAAGAAAUCUCUUACUUCAGUGCCAACACUAAAGAUGUUUUACCUGAUGUUUCUCCUCAGUCGCUCCAUAUUAGGAUCAUAAGUGGUCAAAACCUUCCGAAACCUCAAGGUUCUGGUGCCAAGGGAGACAUUACCGAUCCAUAUGUUACUAUUGAAAUAUUUGGUAUACCAGCAGACUGUGCUGAAGAGAAAACCAAGACAAUUAAUAAUAAUGGUUAUAACCCUAUUUUUGAUGAAAGUUUUGAAUUCCAAAUUAACCUACCUGAACUUGCACUAAUUCGGUUUGCUGUGUUAGACGAUGACUAUAUCGGAGAUGAGUUUAUUGGUCAAUGUACGAUACCAUUUGAAUGUAUGGAGACUGGUUACCGCCAUAUUCGGCUUCUGUCUUUUACCGGUGAUGAAUUACCUGGAAGUACGUUGUUUGUUCAUAUUGCAAUCACAAACAGACGAGGUGGUGGGAAAGGUAGCAAGCGUGGCCUCAAGUCAAGUCGAACCCAUAAACAGGAGUCGAUAUCAGUGAAGAAUACGGGGAUCAAGUGUAUAGAUGAGACUUUCAAGAGUGCUGUGGGUCCCUUGAAAGAAGGACUUGAGCUAAGAGAUAGUGUCCACAAUGCCCUGAUGUCUUUCAAAGACAUCUGUGGUUUACAACCAAUUGCUAACAUCAAGCAAGGUGUUCGCCUUCUGGCAUCGCGUGUCAUCAACACCAGUGGGGACCAGUUUAGUAUGUUUCUUAAAGGAAUGUACCCCCAUCUGGAGUACCGAGGGUCACAGUUUAUGUUGCCAGAUUUAGUGAAAAAAGCUAUGAUAUCUUUUAAUGAAUUGGUGGCUAACUGUAAGACCUUGAUCGAAAACGCUGAUGGAAUCAUCUUAAAGCUGAACAAUUGCCAAUCAAUGGGUCUGCAGUGGCAUGAUGAGUUGGAGAGUUUAUGUUCACAGUCUGGACUGAAAGGAAAGAAAAUCACCAAGGCAAUUGAACAUUUCGCCUGGAACGUACGGAUGUUACGCGGACAAUCGGAUCUACUCCAGCAAGCAAAAAAGGAUUGCUCGGAAGAUGUUCGACAGAUCAAGGAAGCUGGAAUAUUGAUGGGUCUUCUCAAAGAUACUGGUUCCUCAGUAUGAUGUUUAUGAAACCUGGACCUUUUUUUAGGGUUUUAUUAUUUUUUUUUUUUCAUUGAUGACCAAAACUCUGAAUGAAAAAUUUUCCAUCCACUUGGUUUUUUGUUGACUGAUGCAGAACCAAGAAAUCAUGUCGCUCUGAAAAAAAAAAAAUGAAAAUGAAAAUGUUCUGGUCUUAACUAACUAUGUUCCUUGCCAGUUCUCUGAAAGUUCAGUUUUCCUCUCUCCAUGUCUGCAAUAUUUGCAGCAUUAAAAUAAAGAUAAUAAUGAUAAUAAUAAAAUAAUAUUAAAAAAAAA
Octopus sinensis (East Asian common octopus) is the source of this 4710-nucleotide messenger RNA. RefSeq names its product inactive phospholipase C-like protein 1. Lineage: Eukaryota; Metazoa; Mollusca; Cephalopoda; Octopoda; Octopodidae. The record is from RefSeq and is a predicted model, not a curated record. The transcript is spliced from 27 exons. Bases 430 to 4416 code for a protein of 1328 amino acids. Gene Ontology annotation, biological process: intracellular signal transduction; lipid metabolic process. Gene Ontology annotation, molecular function: phosphatidylinositol-4,5-bisphosphate phospholipase C activity; calcium ion binding.